AUGGGUAUCACAUCAUCAACAGAACAGAGAGGAAGUAAUGAUCAACAGAGAGGCAGAUCAUCGAGUACUUCGUCGGCAAGUUCAUUGCCAACAGCCAAUGUAAACAUAAGCAGCAAUAAUAGGCAACAACAACAGCAACAACAGCAGCAACAGCCUCCACAGAACAAACAAUCUACUACAUCAAUUGGCAAGCAUACGACUUCCUCAUCGAUGCCCGCUGGUCCAAAGAUAACAGAUCCACAGAUCUAUUCUCAGUCCUAUCAACCAAACACCAAACAAUCCUAUGGUCAAUCAUCACGCUAUCAACCAGGUACAACACCUGCUGCAUUGGACUUUAGUGUAUUAAUGUCACCUCCAUCAUCACCUCUGGCAAACUCUAUGGGUAUACCUAAUAGUCAAGAAGCAGUGCCUACAGUAUUCACAUGGAGUGGAGGCGGCAAAGAGGUGUAUAUCGCAGGAUCGUUCAACAAUUGGAAGGAGAAGAUACCAUUGUCGCACAGUGAGAAGGACUUCACAUUGAUAUACAAUCUGCCGCCAGGCGUUCAUCAGUACAAGUUCAUCGUCGAUGGCAAGUGGGUGCAUUCAUCCGAGCAGCCAGUGGCCGCCGACACCAAAGGCAACCUAAUCAACUUUGUCGAGGUCAAGUCGAAGGACCUGUCCAGUGAGCUAAGUUCAUUCAAGAUGUCAUCAACACCUCCUGGAUCAUAUACCAAGAGCAUACCGGCGGAGGAGUUCCAGAAGCUCCCUCCACCUUCGUUGCCUCCACAUCUUAGACGAGCACUGCUAAACACACAACCAUCGACUGAGGACCCAACUCUUCUGCCACUUCCUCAUCAUGUCAUGCUCAAUCACCUUUACUCACUGCCGCGCAAGGACAAGGUCACCAUCCUAGGCGUCACCAAUCGUUACAAGACCAAAUUCGUCACGACCGUACUCUACAAGCCAGUGCACGAGUCCAACGAAAAGGACGAACUGGACAACUUGAACUGA
Molecule: messenger RNA, 990 nt
Organism: Acytostelium subglobosum LB1
Lineage: Eukaryota; Evosea; Eumycetozoa; Acytosteliales; Acytosteliaceae
Exons: 3
Coding region: 1-990 (329 amino acids)
Biological process (GO): signal transduction
Cellular component (GO): nucleus; nucleotide-activated protein kinase complex; cytoplasm
Molecular function (GO): protein kinase binding
Source: RefSeq, a predicted model, not a curated record